UAACUGAAGAUUAUGAGGUGCGAGCGCAAAGGAUUGUGGGGUCGGGCGCGUAUGUUUCCAUCAUGGCGGCGUCAAUUUCGGGUUACACUUUUAGUUCUGUGUGUUAUCACAGUGCCAACAGCAAUUCCGACCAUGAGGGCUUCCUGUUGGGAGAAGUUAGACAGGAGGAGACUUUAAGCAUCAGUGACUCACACAUCGGUAGCUCAGAAUUCCUUAGCGUAAUAGAGGUCCACAAUCAUGAACCUUGUGCAAAACUGUUUAGCUUUUAUGACUAUGCAGGUAAUAUAAAUGAAGAAGAUCUCAACCGAAUCCUUAAGGACAGAAGAAAAAAUGUUAUCGGCUGGUACCGGUUUCGACGGAACACCGAGCAGCAAAUGUCAUUCAGAGAGCAGGUGAUCCAUAAGCAGCUGACCCAUAUACUUGGCAUCCCAGAUCUCGUCUUCCUUCUGUUUAGCUUCAUCUCCACAGCCAACAGUUCCACGCAUGCUCUGGAGUAUGUGCUCUUCAGGCCCAACAGAAAGUUUAAUCAGAGGAUAUCUCUUAGCAUCCCAAACCUGGGCAACACCAGUCAACAGGAAUAUAAAGUCUCUUCCGUACCCAACACUUCCAAUAACUACGCUAGUGUCAUUAAAGAACAUGGGGCUGAGUUCUUUGAUAAGGAUGGGGUUAUGAAAGACAUUCGAGCUAUUUUUCAAGUGUAUAGCGCUCUUCAAGAAAGAGUGCAGGCAGUAUGUGGUGAAGUCGAUCAGAGUGAACGAGUGAGAGAGAAAAUCCAAGAAGAGGUGAACAAACUCAAAGACGAAAUCGCUCUCAGGAAACGUAAUGCAGCAGAGGAAGAGAGAACACUCCAAGAGGAAACCAACGCACCUGUCACACUUCCCGAUGACUCGGCUCUGCAUGACCCCUCACAGUCGACUCUGACGGGAGCCGUGCUCUCCUCCAGUCCCUUAUCGGAGCCCAGUUUAGAGAGACCUGUAAACUCCUCAUCGCCACAACUUUACAACACUACGCUGCCUCCGGACUCACCGAACGCUAUACUCCUGCCUCGACCACAAGCUGUGGGCUCGCCCGGCCACCCUUCACCCGGUCUGGGCCUGGGCAACGGAGACGGCUCGAGCUCGGAUUCACUGAACCGUCAGGCCACCGGACAGGAAGAUCAAGAGGACGACGAUGAUGGGGACAGUAGCGAGUACGAGAACUUGGUUAGCGAGCAAUUGCAGCCGUCGUCUGGAACAGAAGCCGUGUCAUUGGGGAGACCUGCUACCCUGUGGCCUGACGGAGAUGCUCACAGUCCACCGGGCUCAUAGUAUUUAAACAGAAGCUUGGGGAUAGGGAUAAAGACAUAUUUACGAGAUUAUGAUUGUGAGGAAAAGGAUGGGGUGUUAUUCAGAAAACAGAGCAGCACUUGCCUUUUGCAAGUUGUGAAAACAUUAUCCUGAUGUACACGGUUGAGAGUUCCAAAGUGCUUUUGGAAUAACAUCGCCAUCCUGAUGGGCCACUGGACCCUGUUCUCUGUUUUCAUGCUCUCCUCUCUGGUUGUGUUUGGGUUGAGAUGCGUAUCCCGCUUAUAUGUUCUCUCUUGGCAUCUGCUACCUAUCGGAAUUGUUCAGUUCAUUCACCCUUUACCUCUUGCACUGUUCUGCCUUCUUUUGAUCUGCAUUUGAAUAGAAAAGCAAAGGGAACUGUGUGUUUUUUUGUGGCCUUCAAAUUCACAAAUGAGACCGAUUAAAAAAAAGACUAAAUGUAAUGUGCUUAGGACUGCACCUUUCUGACACUUGAUGUAGAACGGUUCUCGUUCUAAAAAAGUUCUUUUAUUUUGUUUUUAUCUUCUGUUGAGUAAUAUAAUGGCCUAUUUGUGAAAACCAACUUAAAAGAUUUUGGACAAUGAUUAUAUAAUGAUUAUAUCAUUUUAGUCAAUGAUUAUAUGAGUUACUUUGAUAAGGGAUGCUAGUAGGGUUUUAUUUUGUGUCGAUCACUAACAAUUUCAUUAGGUUGAUUUAAACGAACAUGUUUUGGGGGUUUUCUGCUGAAAUUCAAACUUUUUUGCCAAUGAGCUUUAACAAAAUGUACAAGUCAUGCUGUCUGAAAGAGCCAAUGCAGUCAGCCAAUUAGAAUUCAGCCUUGAUUUCAUCAGAAGAGGCAAAGAUCAAACAAUGACAUCAUCAAUCUCAGGAUUCUUUUACAGUACUAGGAAUGUUGCUUCUCACUCUUCAGCUUGUCACUUGUUUAUUUUUUCCAAAUAAUGCAGAGAUGACUCUAUUAAACGCACCAUGGUUAUGUGAAGAAAAGAUAUUUAAGUUACAUUGAGAUCACUAUAGGGAUACUCCACCCAAAAUUUACUCGCCCUCAAAGUUUAUCCAUUGUAGGAAAAAUGAUUGUAUCUUUUUUGUUGUUCUGCUGAACACAAAAUUAGAUCUUUGGAAGAAUUUAGGAAAGAAAACAGUUCUAGGGCACAUUUGACUACCAUUUACAUUUUUCCUUCUAUGGUAGUCAAUGGGGGCCAAGAACGGUUUGGUUACAAGCAUUCUUCCAAAUAUCUUUCUUUGUGUUCAUCAGACUGUGUUUGUAAGAUUUGCGCAUGUAGCGCUUUAUGCAUUGUUGGCUCAAAACAUUUGAAUGAGAAUGAUUAUCUGUUGGGUUUGUUCAUUGUAAGAAUCUCUUUUUUAGUCUUAUUUUUUAUCUCCGGAUCUGACGCUCUGACAUUUAUCUUGACAUAGGCCAAGAAUGUCUCUCUUUUCAUUCACUAUACUUCUCCCGUUUGGGUAGUUCAAAAACAACAAAGACUUGUUCACUGGAAUGAGCGUGAAUGGGAGUCCACUGAGAGAUGUUUCAGGCAGUAUCGUGUUGCAUUGACUUAUUUCAGGUUUUGCCAAAAUGUGACAGCUCCCUUGCUUUUCAACAAUAACUGAACAAUGACACCGACAUGGAAAAAUGCCACAUUUAAACCCCACGGUUUUGUUUCGGCAAUCCCUAAGAGCUUGAAAAACAACUUUAUUAUACUGUUAUAUAUAAACACUGAUUAUUUUAGCCAUACCACUUGGGUUCAGCAGAGUUUCUGAAACAAAUUGCAGCUUAAAAUCAUAUAUAUGAACACUUUCUUUUGUUUUUGAAAAAUGUACUAUUUAUGAUCAAGUAAAAUCUUGUCACAGUUUGCAACAACAGUUAAAAAACAGCCCUGUAAAUUCAAGCGUAAAAUGUUGAGAUGGUAGCCAUUUUGCCUUUAGUAAUAGACGCUUUCAAAUCUGAAAUGAAAUAAAUCCAAAUAUGGCCAUUUGAAUGGUGAAAUGAUGUUUGGUUAAAGUCAUUUGAUGAAAUUAUGAAGAAUAUGUUUAUCAGCUGCAAGUCGAACAUGAAUAUUUUUCUGCAAAUCGAGCAGCUGUGAGUGAUUAACAUUGUUCCCAUCAGAACUGGAGUCAAGUCUCUUAGUGCAUGUUAUGUUUUACAAGUCCAAUCUGUGCUUGGCAGGCUGUUGGACUACUGCAACAAGCACCUGGUCGUAUUAACUGUUCCCAUUCACUUCUGUCGUAAAUCUGCCACCAUGUUUACAAAUAUAAAGUGGGGGCCAACA
Triplophysa dalaica is the source of this 3568-nucleotide messenger RNA. It is a transcript of the gene abraxas2, whose product is annotated as abraxas 2, BRISC complex subunit. Gene Ontology annotation, cellular component: nucleus. The record is from RefSeq and is a predicted model, not a curated record. Lineage: Eukaryota; Metazoa; Chordata; Actinopteri; Cypriniformes; Nemacheilidae. Bases 63 to 1307 code for a protein of 414 amino acids. Gene Ontology annotation, biological process: mitotic spindle assembly; protein K63-linked deubiquitination; attachment of spindle microtubules to kinetochore. Gene Ontology annotation, molecular function: microtubule binding; polyubiquitin modification-dependent protein binding. The transcript has 10 exons.